AUGGCUGGUCCGGGCACUGCUGAGGCUCCGAGACGUGCUCAUCUUUACGUCGGAAACCUCAGCCCCCGUGUCACGGAGUAUAUGCUCACGGAAAUCUUUGCUGUCGCUGGCCCUGUUCAGCACGUAAAAAUCAUCCCCGACCGUAACUAUCAGCAUGGUGGUCUCAACUAUGGCUUUGUCGAGUACAUGGACAUGCGUGCCGCCGAGACUGCCCUCCAGACGCUCAACGGCAGAAAAAUAUUCGACACCGAAAUCAGAGUCAACUGGGCUUAUCAGGGCUCGACGGCCAAGGAGGACACCUCCGGCCACUUCCACGUCUUCGUUGGCGACCUCUCCCCAGAGGUCAAUGAUGCCGUCCUCGCCAAGGCAUUUUCCGCCUUCGGCACCCUUUCCGAUGCUAGAGUCAUGUGGGAUAUGAACUCUGGCAAGUCCCGCGGCUAUGGUUUCCUUGCCUUCCGCGAUAAAACGGACGCUGAGCAGGCCAUCGCGACGAUGAAUGGCGAAUGGCUAGGCUCGCGCGCCAUCCGUGUCAACUGGGCGAACCAGAAGACUCAGGGUGCCCCUGCUCCGCGCCCUACCGGAGCUGGCGGUGCCCCAGCGCCCAUUAACUUCCAGGGUGGUCCCCUUUCGUACGAGACAGUCGUCCAACAGACUCCGGCCUACAACACGACGGUCUACGUCGGGAAUCUCGUACCUUAUUGCACGCAGGCCGACUUGAUUCCACUCUUCCAAUCCAUCGGCUAUCUGUCAGAGAUCCGCAUGCAGGCAGACCGCGGUUUCGCUUUUGUCAAGCUAGAUACGCACGAAAAUGCUGCCAUGGCCAUUGUUCAGUUGCAGGGCCAAAUGGUGCACGGACGACCGAUCAAGUGCAGCUGGGGUAAAGAUCGUGCCGACGGUGGAACCGUACAGCCUGCAGCCGCUAUCAGCCCGAACCCCGCAGCGGCUCCUUAUGGCAACGUGGACAUGCAGUCUGCUCCUUAUGGUAUGCCUCAAGCGAAUACCUAUGGUCAAUAUGGCUUCCCCGGAUAUCCUGGCUUUGGUGCCGCGGGUGCUACAGGCGCAGCGCCAGGUAUGCCUUCUCCAGCAGCUGGUGCCGCUGCUGGCACUGCUGCAGGGGCUACCGCUGCUCCAGGAACUGAUGCCAACGCUGCUGCACAAGGAGCGCAAGCGCAGUGGGGUAGCAACCCUAGUCAGUACUACAACUAUUGGGGUGGUUACUAUGGACAACCUGCUGCGGCUGGCCAAGCUGACACUAACCAGGCUUCCUGA
This is a messenger RNA of Fomitiporia mediterranea MF3/22, 1269 nucleotides long. RefSeq lists its product as uncharacterized. Gene Ontology annotation, biological process: regulation of mRNA stability; cytoplasmic stress granule assembly; nuclear-transcribed mRNA catabolic process, nonsense-mediated decay. Gene Ontology annotation, cellular component: cytoplasmic stress granule. NCBI's taxonomy places the organism in Eukaryota, Fungi, Basidiomycota, Agaricomycetes, Hymenochaetales, Hymenochaetaceae. The coding region runs from base 1 to 1269 and encodes 422 amino acids. Gene Ontology annotation, molecular function: mRNA binding. The transcript is spliced from 4 exons. The record is from RefSeq and is a predicted model, not a curated record.